Letharia columbiana is the source of this 696-nucleotide messenger RNA. RefSeq lists its product as uncharacterized. The coding region runs from base 1 to 696 and encodes 231 amino acids. The transcript has a single exon. Lineage: Eukaryota; Fungi; Ascomycota; Lecanoromycetes; Lecanorales; Parmeliaceae. The record is from RefSeq and is a predicted model, not a curated record.
AUGUUCUCCUCCGCCAUCAUUCCCAGUCUUCUUCUCGGCCUCUCACAGAUCCACAGCAGUAUUGCUCAACCGGUGAAUGCUAGCAGCGUCAUCGUCACCCUUGCCGCCUCUGAUCAUUUCCCCCAUGCCAAGGGCGACUUGAGCCCGUUCGACGUUGACGUCAACUACGUCGGUUACAACGCUAGUACCCAGUCAUGGCUCACGAGCCUCAACCCAGCUUCUGGCGCUAGCGACGAGGAAAGGGCUAGGAUCAUGACCGAGGCCGCCUACGCGAAGCCAUUCGAUGCGAACGACCCAGACAUGACCGCGGACGUCGACUCCCUGUUGGCCACCAUUGCUGGCAAUGCCACCGCCCUUGAAAAACGUGCCGGCUCCUCUUUCAAGGUCGUUGCAGGCCACGCGGUCAAAUGGGGUGCCUGCGCUAAGGUCUUCGGCUGCCUGAGCGGCUCGACUUGUACUUUUAGUCUGAAUGUUGGCAAGGCACCCCGCAGCCAGUGUCAGUCCCAGGGCGGGUCGAACUGUUGCAUCAGCUGGUCCGACUACAAUGUCAGGUUCGGCUUCUUCAAAACCACGUGGACAACAUGCAACGAUGAAGUCACGGCCCAGAAAAGGAAGACGGCCUCUUGCAAGGGUUACGGCAGCUCGUCUCAAGGCGGUGAUGUCUGCCUCAGUAACCGUGCCAAUAAGUGUAACUAA